This is a messenger RNA of Opisthocomus hoazin, 4623 nucleotides long. The record is from RefSeq and is a predicted model, not a curated record. Lineage: Eukaryota; Metazoa; Chordata; Aves; Opisthocomiformes; Opisthocomidae.
AUGGCCAGUUCAGCCCGAGAACACCUGCUUUUUGUGCGACGUCGCAAUCCACAGCUACGAUAUACUCUGAGCCCGGAGAAUCUGCAGAGUCUGGCGUCUCAGGGCACCAUGGCGGAGAACAUGAACUUGCAGCGUGCCAACAGUGACACUGAUUUAGUGACUUCAGAUAGCAGGUCUAGUCUGACAGCCAGUAUGUACGAGUACACCUUGGGGCAGUCUCAGAACCUCAUCAUCUUCUGGGAUAUUAAGGAAGAAGUAGACCCAACGGACUGGAUAGGACUUUAUCAUAUCGAUGAGAACUCUCCAGCCAAUUUCUGGGAUUCCAAGAAUCGGGGAGUGACUGGCACACAAAAAGGACAAAUCGUAUGGCGAAUUGAACCUGGCCCCUAUUUUAUGGAAUCUGAAAUAAAGAUCUGUUUUAAAUACUACCAUGGUGUUAGCGGAGCCCUCCGAGCUACUACUCCAUGUAUCACUGUGAAGAACCCUGCUGUGAUGAUGGGAGUAGAAGGCACGGAUGAAGGUGCUUCUGGAGCCCAGCACUCUCGGAAGUUGGUCAGCUUUACCCUAUCAGAUAUUAGAGCAGUUGGGCUUAAAAAAGGCAUGUUCUUCAACCCUGAUCCUUAUCUAAAGAUGUCCAUUCAGCCGGGCAAGAAAAGUACAUUCCCUACGUUUGCUCAUCACGGCCAGGAAAGAAGGUCGACUAUCAUCAGCAACACAACCAAUCCGGUGUGGCACAGAGAGAAAUAUUCUUUUGUUGCACUUCUAACAGAUGUCCUGGAAAUUGAGGUUAAAGACAAAUUUGCCAAGAGUCGUCCGAUCAUCAAGCGCUUUCUUGGGAAGUUAACCAUACCAGUCCAGAGACUAUUGGAGAGACAUGCCAUUGGAGAUCAGGUUCUCAGCUAUAAUCUCGGCAGAAGGCUCCCGGCUGAUCACGUAAGUGGGUAUCUCCAGUUCAAAGUGGAAAUCACAUCUUCUGUUCACGAAGAUGCUUCGCCGGAAACAGUCGGCACUUUGCUAGGAGUGAACUCUGUAAAUGGAGACUUGGGGAGCCCCUCCGACGAUGAGGACAUGCCCACAGGGCAUCACGAUACGUCCACAGUGUGUUCCAAUGGUCCAGUCCUCGAGGAAUCUUCUGGAGAAACCAUCCUGAGACACCCUUUCAGGACUAGUAGAACUCUGGAAACGGACCAGGAUGAGUUGACCUCUGGUGCUUCAAGGUCGUCACCUACCAGAGGUCGCCAGGACUCGCUGAAUGACUAUCUGGAUGCAAUAGGACACAAUAAUCAUCCCAGACCUGGGACGUCUGCCUGUGGUGAGCGUCCACGUGGAGCCUCCCCAAAACUGAGGAGUAGCUUCCCUACUGACACGAGACUUAAUGCUAUGCUUCACAUUGACUCAGACGAAGAGGAGCAUGAGCUACACCAAGACCUGGGUUUUCCAUCUUCACUGGAAGAUGAUGGUGGCUUAGUAAUGCUUAAUGGUGCUACCAGAAAUGUUGAAAGAAAUGGUUUGAGUUACUCAUCGGAUCAGGUAAUGCAAGGGCCUGCAGAGAAUGAAAACGUUUCAGCCUCUGAAGCUGCUUUACCAUCAGCUGAUGACCAGCAGGAGACCCUCCCAGAGCUUCUGCAGACACAGUUAGCAGGAGGCGGAAGCCUGCAAGGUUCUCCAAGCGAAGGACCAGCAGACCAGGCUGGCAGCGAGUCGAGUGCUGCUCAGGAGGCAGAGCACCCUCCAGGCAGUGCGGACGCAGGAGCUGCCGAUACCGCUGCUGGGAGCAGAAGGGGCGUUAGUGAAACGGAGUCCGUCGAUCAAGGGUCUGAACCUUCCCAGAUGUCAUCAGAAACCGAGCAGAGUGAUCCUGCUCGCACGGAAAGCGUCAGCGAGGCCAGUACCCGGCCAGAAGGCGAGAGCGAUGCGGAAGGGGCAGACAGCUCUUGCAACGAAAGCGUGACGGUGCGGCGUUCCUCGGUUGAAAUGCGGUGUUCUCCUUGUGAAAGCGCCAGGUUUCCCGAGACUCCAGCCUUUUCUUCUCAGGAGGAGGAGGAGGGAGCUUGUGCCACCGAUGCGGCUAGAAUGGAGCCGGGUGCGGAAACACAGGACUCUGCAAGUCCUUCUGGUUCUCUGCCUGCGGUACAGCUGCCUCGGGAGGAAGCACAGGAGCCUGAGUCUCAGGAUGAAGAAACCCAAGGAGCCCAGGCGGCUUGCGAGGGUGCCACAGCGCAGGCAGAAGGAGCGACUGGAGGUUCUCAAGCCAAUGGCCAUCAGCCCUUGAGGUCGCUGCCUUCAGUACGCCAGGAUGUUAGCCGGUACCAGAGAGUGGACGAGGCUCUACCACCAAACUGGGAGGCUCGCAUUGACAGCCAUGGACGGAUUUUUUACGUGGACCACGUGAACAGGACAACAACGUGGCAGCGCCCCACAGCCCCCCCAGGUGCCUUUGGCCUUGUAAGGCUGAGUACUAUAUAUAAAGUCCAGUUUUCUGACCCUAGGUACCAGAGCAUCCGCAGAACGAUGACUAACGACAGGCCUGAGGAGCAUACAAAUGCCGUGGAUGGAGCUGGAGAGGAACCUGACUUUCAUCACUCUAAUGCAGAUUUUCGAAGAGAGAAUGUGCUGCCUCACUCUACCUCCAGAUCCAGACUCACUUUAUUGCUCCAGUCUCCUCCUGUGAAAUUCCUUAUCAGCCCAGAGUUCUUUACAGUGCUGCAUUCUAACCCUAGUGCCUACCGCAUGUUUACAAACAACACGUGUUUGAAGCACAUGAUCACCAAAGUCCGGCGGGACACCCACCAUUUUGAGCGCUACCAGCACAAUCGGGACCUGGUGGGCUUCCUCAACAUGUUUGCCAACAAGCAGCUGGAGCUGCCGAGAGGCUGGGGGAGGAAACACGACCAUCAGGGCAAGGCUUUCUUUGUUGACCACAAUUCCCGCACCACCACGUUCAUUGACCCGCGGCUUCCCCUGCAGAGCAGCAGGCCCACUAGCGCGUUGGUCCAUCGGCAGCACUUGACUCGGCAGCGCAGCCACAGCGCUGGGGAGGUCGGAGAGGACUCCCGCCAUUCGGGACCGCCAGUGCUGCCGAGGCCGUCCAGCACGUUCAAUACAGUCAGCAGAGCUCAGUACCAGGACGUGGUGCCCGUCGCUUACAAUGACAAGAUUGUUGCGUUUUUGCGGCAGCCCAAUAUCUUUGAAAUUCUGCAAGAGCGUCAACCAGAUCUUACCAGGAAUCAUUCACUCAGGGAGAAGAUCCAGUUCAUCCGGACAGAGGGAACACCUGGGCUGGUGCGUUUAUCCAGUGAUGCAGACCUUGUCAUGUUACUCAGCUUGUUUGAGGAGGAGAUAAUGUCGUACGUGCCGCCACAUGCCUUACUUCAUCCUAGUUAUUGCCAGUCCCCGAGAGGCUCGCCGGUGUCUUCGCCUCAGAACUCUCCGGGUACUCAGCGUGCCAACGCCCGGGCUCCGGCUCCCUACAAGAGAGACUUUGAAGCCAAGCUGAGGAACUUCUACAGGAAGUUGGAGACUAAAGGAUAUGGACAAGGCCCAGGGAAACUGAAAUUAAUCAUCAGGAGGGAUCACUUGCUAGAAGAUGCCUUUAACCAGAUCAUGGGCUACUCAAGAAAAGACCUGCAGAGAAAUAAACUCUAUGUCACGUUUGUCGGGGAAGAAGGGUUGGACUACAGUGGACCUUCAAGAGAAUUUUUUUUCCUGGUGUCUAGAGAGCUCUUCAAUCCGUAUUAUGGCUUUUUUUUAUAUUUUGCCAAUGAUACCUACACAGUGCAAAUAAGUCCCAUGUCUGCUUUUGUAGACAAUCACCAUGAGUGGUUCAGGUUUAGUGGUCGAAUUCUUGGUCUUGCUCUGAUACAUCAGUAUCUGCUAGAUGCCUUUUUUACACGGCCCUUUUAUAAAGCCCUCCUCCGAAUACUCUGUGACCUGAGCGACCUGGAGUAUCUCGACGAGGAGUUUCACCAGAGUUUGCAGUGGAUGAAAGACAACGAUAUCCAUGAUAUCCUAGAUCUCACGUUCACUGUCAAUGAAGAAGUUUUUGGGCAGAUCACAGAGCGAGAAUUGAAGCCAGGAGGUGCCAACAUCCCCGUCACUGAAAAGAACAAGAAAGAAUAUAUAGAAAGAAUGGUGAAGUGGAGAAUUGAGAGAGGAGUUGUACAACAAACAGAAAGUCUAGUUCGUGGUUUCUAUGAGGUGGUUGAUGCGAGGCUCGUGUCUGUGUUUGACGCCCGGGAACUGGAACUGGUCAUAGCUGGAACAGCAGAAAUUGACUUGAGCGACUGGAGAAACAACACGGAGUACAGAGGAGGCUAUCAUGACAAUCACAUCGUAAUUCGGUGGUUCUGGGCUGCUGUGGAAAGGUUCAACAAUGAGCAACGACUCAGACUUUUACAGUUCGUUACAGGCACGUCCAGCAUACCUUAUGAAGGAUUUGCCUCGCUGCGGGGGAGCAAUGGUCCGAGAAGGUUCUGCGUGGAGAAGUGGGGGAAGAUCACUGCUCUUCCAAGGGCUCACACUUGUUUCAAUCGUCUGGACCUUCCCCCUUAUCCAUCAUUCUCUAUGUUGUAUGAAAAACUGUUGACAGCAGUUGAAGAGACGAGUACUUUUGGACUGGAGUGA